This is a messenger RNA of Henningerozyma blattae CBS 6284, 1848 nucleotides long. RefSeq lists its product as uncharacterized. Gene Ontology annotation, molecular function: dipeptide transmembrane transporter activity; tripeptide transmembrane transporter activity. The record is from RefSeq and is a predicted model, not a curated record. Gene Ontology annotation, biological process: transmembrane transport; oligopeptide transport. The transcript has a single exon. NCBI's taxonomy places the organism in Eukaryota, Fungi, Ascomycota, Saccharomycetes, Saccharomycetales, Saccharomycetaceae. Gene Ontology annotation, cellular component: fungal-type vacuole; plasma membrane. Bases 1 to 1848 code for a protein of 615 amino acids.
AUGUCAAAAGAAACUCCAAUGAAUCAAUUGGAUCAUACUGAAAUAUCUCUCGACAAUUCCAUUAAAAAAGAAAGUUCUGUCGAGAAAAAUCACAUUAAAUUCGACUCCAUUGAAAAUACUUCCACUACUUCUACCAUCAAUAAACAAUUAACAAAUGAUAGUGAUUAUGAUGACAUGGACGAUGGCGAUGAUAUAGAACCCACUGAAGAAGAAUUGAAAACUUUACCAAGAGAAGCAGGCCAUAUCCCAUUCAAUUGUUGGUUAUUAGCCAUCAUCGAAUUAGCUGAAAGAUUCUCUUAUUAUGGGUUAUCUGCUCCUUUCCAGAAUUAUAUGCAAAAUAAUCCAAGUGAUAAUCCACCAGGUGCUUUAUCCUUAAAUUCAACAGGUGCUACUGGGUUAUCUUAUUUCUUCCAAUUUUGGUGUUACGUGACUCCAAUCUUUGCUGGGUUCAUGGCCGAUACUUAUUGGGGUAAAUUCAAUACUCUUUGUAUCGGUACAAUCAUCUAUAUUAUUGGUAUUUUCAUUCUAUUCAUCACAUCUUUACCAGCUAUCACAAGUUAUAAUACAGCUCUUGGAGGGUUUAUUGUAGCUAUCAUUUUAAUUGGAAUUGCCACUGGUAUGAUUAAAGCUAAUUUAUCUGUCAUGAUUGCUGAUCAAUUACCAAAGAAAAAAUUAAGAGUCGUUACAAAAAAGAAGUCUGGUAAACGUGUCAUUGAAGAUCCUCAAUUGACCAUUCAAAAUGUAUUCAUGGCCUUCUAUUUCAUGAUUAAUGUAGGGUCUUUAUCUGUUAUUGCAACUACCGAAUUAGAAUUACAUGUUGGUUUCUGGGCCGCUUAUUUGUUACCAUUCUGUUUCUUUUGGAUUGCUGUCCUUGUCUUAGCAUUUGGUAAUAGAAAGUUUGUUAAAAAGCCAAUUGGUGAUCGUGUCAUUUCUAAAUGUUUUACUAUCAUUGGUAUCUUGAUUAAAAAUAACUUUAACUUCCAAAAGGCAAAACCAACUUAUAACCCAGAAAAAAAUUACCCUUGGUCUGAUAAAUUUGUCGAUGAAAUUCAAAGAUCUUUAAAAGCUUGUAAAGUUUUCUUAUUUUAUCCAAUCUAUUGGGUUUGUUACGGUCAAAUGUUAAAUAAUUUCGUCACUCAAGGUAGUACAAUGCAAUUACAUGGAUUACCAAAUGAUUUUUUCCAAGCCAUUAAUUCUAUUGCAUUAAUUGUUUUCAUUCCAAUAGUUGAAAAAUUUGUUUAUCCUUUUAUUAGAAAAUUCACUCCAUUGAAACCAAUUACAAAAGUUACUAUUGGAUUUGUUUUUGGUUCUUUAGCUAUGGUUUGGGCCGCAGUUUUACAACAUUUCAUCUAUCAAGCUGGCCCAUGUUAUGAUCAUCCAGUUAAAUGUCCAAAUGGUCCAAAUCAUGUUCAUGUCGCUUGGCAAGUUCCAGCUUAUUGUUUGAUUUCUUUAAGUGAAAUUUUUGCUUCCAUUACUGGUUUAGAAAUCGCUUAUUCAAAGGCUCCAGAAUCAAUGAAAUCUUUUAUUAUGUCUAUGUUUUUAGUCACAAAUGCUUUUGGUGCUGCUAUUGGUUGUGCCUUAAGUAGUGUAUCAGAAGAUCCAAAAUAUGUUUGGUUAUAUACUGGUUUGGCUGUUACUUGUUUCUGUGCUGGUAUCGCAUUCUGGUUCACUUUUAAACAUUAUAACGACGAAGAAGAUGCCAUGAACAAUAUUGAUUUUGAAAGUGAUAAUGAAAAUGAAAAAAAUGAAUAUUCUCAAAUUGAAAAUUUAGAAUUAAGUCAAACGAAGACUACUGAUAAGGAUGAUGUCCACACAGAUAUUGAAAGAAUAAGUUCUUUAAGUAGUUAA